Messenger RNA from Exophiala xenobiotica, 3294 nucleotides. RefSeq lists its product as uncharacterized. Bases 1 to 3039 code for a protein of 1012 amino acids. Gene Ontology annotation, cellular component: nucleus. The record is from RefSeq and is a predicted model, not a curated record. Gene Ontology annotation, molecular function: DNA binding; 3'-5' DNA helicase activity; ATP binding. The transcript has a single exon. Lineage: Eukaryota; Fungi; Ascomycota; Eurotiomycetes; Chaetothyriales; Herpotrichiellaceae. Gene Ontology annotation, biological process: recombinational repair.
AUGGACAAGCAGCUCUUGAGCGGGUUGAAUGCCGCUCAGAGAGCUGCGGUUACUUCGACAGCCACAGUCCUGCAAGUGUUGGCGCCUCCAGGUUCCGGCAAGACGAAAACACUGACCUGUAGAGUCGCGUACUUGAUUGCCAAUGAACGUCUCAAUCCUCAAAAUGUCAUCUGCUGCACGUUCACCAUCAAGGCCAGCCGAGAGAUGCGCGAGAGGCUCAGAGGACUGGUCGGUAGCGAGCUUGAAGCCAAAUUGGUUCUGGGGACCUUUCAUUCUAUUUGUCGUCGCUAUCUCGUCGCUUACGGACACCUCAUUGGCGUACCGAAGGGAUUCGGAAUAGCAGACUCCUCCGACAGUCAGAGUAUUAUCAAGCGGAUCAUCAAACGUCUCAACUUAUCGAUCGAACCAAAGGCCGCGAGAGCGAAGAUUUCAAGUCACAAAGCCAAAGGAAAGAGGUUGGAAGAUCUUGCAAAGACCCCGCAGAAACAGGUGGACAAACAAGAGUUUAUUACAGUUUUCCAUGAGUAUGAAGCGGCUCUUGCAACGUCAAAGCUACUGGACUAUGACGACCUGCUUCUCCGCUGUGUCGAUCUUCUUCGAGCGUUCCCUGGCUGUGUUUCCAAUGUAGAAGCUCUCUUGAUCGAUGAGUUCCAGGAUACGAACGUGGUGCAGUUUGAAUUAAUGAAACUGCUGGCAUCAGCUGCCAAAAGAAUCACCAUUGUUGGAGACCCCGAUCAGAGCAUAUACGGCUUUCGUUCUGCUGAGAUCGAAAAUCUACGGCGUAUGAAAGUCUUCUACCCGGAGACAGUGGUGAUCAACCUGGAAGAAAAUUAUCGCUCGGCUUCUGCUGUAUUGAAGCUUGCACAAGAUGUCAUUGAGCAAGACACAAAUCGACCACAAAAGCGACUCAAAGCAACGCACUGCCAUGGCACCCGGCCCGUUCUCCGACGUUUGCCAAAUCCGAACGAAGAGGCUGUGUGGAUUGCUGGUGAGAUCAAGAGAAUGUCGAAAAUGACUGGUGGUCUACUUCUGCACUCAGACUUCGCUAUUCUACUUCGAUCUGCCUAUCUUUCCUUGCUCAUCGAGAAGGCUUUGAGCAGUUCAAGGAUACCAUAUCGCAUGGUUGGUGGUCAGCGUUUCUUCGAUCGCGUGGAAAUAAGAAUCAUCAUCGAUUACCUCCGCACAAUCAGCCAUCCUGAUAACAAUCAAGCUCUCAUUUCGAUCAUAAAUGUGCCUUCUCGAAAGAUUGGAGAAACGACAGUUGGCGAAUUCAUGAAGCUAGGAGAACAACGAAAGACAUCACUAUGGGCUAUCAUUCAGGAUAUUCUUGCAGGCAACCUCUCGCCAGAGAAAAGGCUGUCAAAGCCAGCUGAGCAAGAACUCGGACGCUUGAUCACCAUGAUCAAGAAUGCAAGGCAGAAAAUGGAGACGGUUCAUCCCGGUACUGUACCCAGCACAUUGAUUGACUUCAUUGUAAAGUCGUUGGAUCUGGAGAAUUAUAUCAAGAGGAAAUACAAGGACGACCACGAAGAUCGGCUCGAGAAUGUCAAAGAACUCAUCAUACAUGCUUCUGAAGUUCUUUUGCAGCCUUCGGAAGAAUCCCUCGUGCAGGUUGACGGAUUCGAACAGCAAGCUUCUGGUGGCGGCCAGGAAGUCCUUGCUCAAUUCUUGGCCAACAUCGUCUUGUCUACUGACACGGACAAUUCUGAAGGCGGCAACGACAAACCCCGCGUGACCAUCUCAACUAUCCACUCUGCCAAAGGCCUGGAGUGGCCGGUUGUAUUCAUUCCAGCUGUCUAUGAAGGGUCGAUUCCUCACUCUCGCGCAGAGGACACGGAUGAGGAACGCCGCUUACUUUACGUUGCAAUGACCCGAGCUCAAGCACUCUUGACGAUGACUAUCCCAUUGACACAAUCUCGGGACCAGACUGAAUCCACUCUGACUCAAUUUCUGCCUCCUCUCGUGCACCAUCAUCUGGCACAGGUUGGGCCGAACUUUGAUGAUAAGACGAUUUCAGACAUUGCCAGCGUCCUUUGUCGCCCAAUGCCAUCUCAGGAAGAUCUUGUGAUAGCCCUACAGAAUAUCGGCCCGAGCGAAAGCCAGUCUGAUGAUCUUUGGCCGAGUGACGGUGGUCGGCGCCCAAUAGCGAUGUCUCUUACAGGAUUUCAAGCAAUACCAGAAUUUGGCAAACCACUGGCCGAAGCUGUUGCCGCCGCCCAGCAAGCAUUUCAUUCUAACCGUUACAGCUCUUCUGUGCCCGCAGGAUAUCAUGGCGCAACUACUAUGAGUAGUGUGAGUUCUUUCUCAACCUCCAAUAUGACGUUGGGAUUCACCACCGCGAGCCACCAGCUCAAAGCCCAGCCGCUUGAACUUACGCGUUCUUCAUCGGAUGCUUUCCCUCCACAAAAGAAGCCAAAGCUUUCGAAAUCUGCAUCAGCACAAGGCAGCAUAGCAACUUUCUUUGCGAAGUCGGCAGGCCAGACCUUAGCAUCCACAGAGGCAAUCUCUCCAGCCCAACCCGCGCCACAACUUUAUCAAGCACGAAGAGCUAAGCCCGCGGUUCCGGCGUUGACAGGCCCAAAACACCCAGUGAAGCAGAGCGAGAUCCCAGAGGAACUUGCGUCACACAGACUGAACUUCAGCAACGGAAUCGUGCAGAAGCGACCCGGUGCCCUGAACGAAGCAAGCACCAAUUCUAACUGCCGCUAUGGAACACUGUAUAGUUCUUCGCCUCCACCUCCUGACAUGGAAGAGAAAGGGCAGCCAACUAGCAACGAACAGGAGAACCGUCGCCUGUCACACAGCGCAAUGACGAAGCCGAGGGAAGCCGCACUUGGACCAGGAACUGCGCUUCCUGCAGCUGCUGCUCCUCGGACCGACUACGUUCUUACUCGGCCUGCGACAACUAUGCAUAAUACUAGUAUGUCCUUCAUAGGACACCAUGGCUUCUCAACCGGCACCUCGAACCCCGGUAUAGGCCGCAAGACACUGGGCGUCCGGCGAACAUUUAAUGGAUGGGAUAAGCGGAAGAACAAGUGAGCCUUGGCUGGUGGUGCAGUUGAGAAUGCUUGAAGCAUCGAAGAUACUACAUCGUCUGGGGCUGUAUCAUGUAUGACUUUAUGUGUAGACGACGUUAUGACCUUGGGAGUGUUUCUUUCUGGGCUGCAACUGCAAUGUUGUAUGCUUUGGUGACUUAUUAGCACGCGGGAUUUCAGGUCAUGGAGUCUUUUUGCCGGGCACUUGGGAGCCACCUUUUGUACGCAUGAGUCCGCCAUCGAGCGGCUCCUGUUUCGG